CCCCAUCUCAAAAGCACGGUAACCAAACUGACGGUGACCAAACACCACGAAGAGAGCGGGUAACAAUAAACAACCUCAUUUCCUUCCCGUUGCAAGUUGACCGGCGAAUCGACAAGCUUUGAAAGAGACUGUAAAUAAACAGAGUAGUAAAUCGCCGCUCACGGAGAACGUCACGUCUGCCGUUAAUCUCACCGGUGGUCUCUCAACCUCCCAUUUUCAAACUUCGGCAUUUUCGCGCUCGUCUCCGGAAAAAAAAACCCUAAUAAAUUCUCCGCCCCAGAAUUUCUCUUCACCUCAAAACCUCUCCUCUUCUAUCAAUUUAGGGUUCCUACGGGUCGAAGCAAUGCGGAGAUGAGAUCCGAAUCAGAUAGGGAAACAGUUAAAGAUCCAGCACCAGCGCCCAAGAAAGAUCGCCACAUCGUCUCUUGGACUCCCGAGGAGGAUGAGCUGCUUCAAGAGCAAGUCUGCGCCAAAGGAACGGAUAAUUGGACGAGUAUUGCAGCUAAAUUCAAGGACAAGACCAGCAGGCAGUGUAGAAGAAGAUGGUGCACAUACUUGAAUUCAGAGGGGAAGAAAGGCAGUUGGUCAGAAGAAGAGGAUAUGAUUCUAUGCGAGGCUCAGAAGAUAUUUGGAAACAGAUGGACAGAGAUAGCUAAAGUGGUCUCCGGAAGAACAGAUAAUGCUGUGAAGAAUCGCUUCACAACACUUCGCAAGAAACGAGCAAAGAUCGAGUCUUCAACAAAAGAGAAUGACUCGUGGGUAAAUUCAAAUAACAAAAAGGUCACAAUCCAGAACGAUUUCAGGUAUCAGAUCUUAGAUCCUACAGAAAGCCACAACCCGGUAACAGGGGAAGUCCAGUUAAGGUCUCCACUAUCUGUGCUUCCUCAAAACAUUAAUAGUGUCAGUGGAUUGCUACUUCCAUAUUGUCCUGACAACAACGCUAAAUCAGCAGCACAUGAUGUGAGGACAGGAUCAGACCAUAAGACAGAAGGAAGUUUUCUCAGGAAGGAUGAUCCGAAACUCACUGCAUUGCUGCAACAAGCAGAAUUGCUUACUUCUCUUGCGUUGAAAGUUAAUUCAGAGAAUACUAGCCAGAAUCUAGAGAGUGCCUGGAAGGAACUACAGGAUUACUUAAUCCAGACUGGCUACAGAAGUAUCACUCCCCGAACUCUAGAUAUGGACUUCUUCCUUGAUGACUUCAAGGACUUGAUCGAGGAUUUAAAGAGCGAGAAUACAGGAAAUAAUCUAUCAUGGAGGAGGCCUGGUUCGCAUGAGGAGUCUCAGGAGAGUUCUGAGUGCAGUACAGGGUCAACUAAUGUGUUUCAGGUUCACACAAGCAGUAGUAGUCAAGCUGUAUCUAGUCAGAAUGCCACAGAUACUUGGCAUCAGGAAGAUACAUUAGGUUUAAGCAUGUGCAAUUCUCAAGUGAUAUGGGCUUCAUCCUCUUUGGAAGAAGCAAAAGGGAAUGUUAGAGACUCUUGCACUAUAACAAGUUCAGAAUUUGACUCCCCACAUCAAACACCCUCUUUCAAAUCCCUCACUGAAGGAAUUCCUACCCCAAUGUUUUCAGCAAGUGAGAGGCGAUUCCUUGUUGGUGUGCUUGGCAUAUCAUCCCCUGCACCUGGUCCAAGUACUUCCCAGCCACCAUCCUGCAAAAGAAUUCUUCUUGAUAGCCUGUGAUAAUCCUACUAUGGUAUUCUCUACAUAUUUCAUUUUUUUGCCCCUUUUCAUCACAUCAACCUACAACUUUCUAAAUUAUCAUCACGAUCAUCAUAGCUUUUCCU
Asparagus officinalis (garden asparagus) is the source of this 1784-nucleotide messenger RNA. Its product is annotated as transcription factor MYB124. The transcript has 12 exons. Bases 352 to 1680 code for a protein of 442 amino acids. Gene Ontology annotation, molecular function: RNA polymerase II cis-regulatory region sequence-specific DNA binding; DNA-binding transcription factor activity, RNA polymerase II-specific. The record is from RefSeq and is a predicted model, not a curated record. Lineage: Eukaryota; Viridiplantae; Streptophyta; Magnoliopsida; Asparagales; Asparagaceae. Gene Ontology annotation, biological process: regulation of DNA-templated transcription. Gene Ontology annotation, cellular component: nucleus.